Molecule: messenger RNA, 1056 nt
Organism: Arachis ipaensis
Lineage: Eukaryota; Viridiplantae; Streptophyta; Magnoliopsida; Fabales; Fabaceae
Product: fasciclin-like arabinogalactan protein 11
Biological process (GO): plant-type secondary cell wall biogenesis
Cellular component (GO): plasma membrane
Source: RefSeq, a predicted model, not a curated record
ACCAAAAAUGAUGAUCAAAAACCAAUCUCUAUUGUUCUUCACAAUAACACUAAUAAUUUCCACAACCACUAUAGCACAAUUAUCACCAGCUAUAUCCCCAGUAGUUCAACCAAACCCUAAACCAACAACAACACCAGCAGCAUCACCAAAACCAUUGGUACCUUCAUUACCAAGCAACUCACCAAGUGAGAACAUUCCAGACACACCCACUGUUGACGUCAUCGCCCUUCUGAGGCAAGCAAAGUCAUUCAACACACUCAUCAGACUCAUGAAGAUCACCCAAUUGAUCAACCAACUCAACUCUCAGCUCAUCACUUCCAAGUCCGGCGGCCUCACCGUCCUCGCCCCCGACGACGCCGCCUUCUCCCAGCUCAAACCCGGCUUCCUCAACUCUCUUUCCGAUGGACAGAAGCUUGAACUCGUGCAGUUCCACGUCAUCUCCGACUACGUCUCGAGUUCCAACUUUGACACACUCACAAACCCGGUCAGGACACUGGCCGGAGCUAAACCGGGAAAGGUGGAACUGAAUGUCAUAAGCUAUGGCGGCAGUGUUAACAUCUCAACCGGAGCGGUUAACACUACAAUUAAUGGAAUCAUUUACACUGAUAAGCAUCUUGCUAUCUAUAAGGUUGGGAAGGUGCUUCUUCCUUUGGAUUUCUUUGCGGUUGCUAAGACUCCUGCAAAGGCACCGUCUCUGGCUCCAGAACCUUCAUCAUCAAAGGCUCCUAAAGCUGACAAGGAUGACACAGGAACAUCAUCGGAUUCAUCUUCGUCGCAGGUUAAUCCCACUGAACAGAGCUCUGGCGGUGCUGUGAAGAUAAAUGUGGUUGCACUUGGUCUUGCAUUCAUGGUGGCUGCUGCUGCAACCAUGCACGCUUGAUAAUGGAGAUGACGCACGCAUGAACAAAUUUCUUUAUUUAAAAUAAUAUAUAUUUACAUACUUAUUUACAUUGAUGAUAUGUUGUUUUUAAUUAUCUCUUAUGUUGUUUUGAACUUGGUAUGUAAAUUUAUAGAUUUCUUUUCAUAAGAUAUGUUAUUUAAUAUGUUUGCAAUUAA